Messenger RNA from Trichoderma asperellum CBS 433.97, 2685 nucleotides. RefSeq lists its product as uncharacterized. Gene Ontology annotation, biological process: regulation of DNA-templated transcription. Lineage: Eukaryota; Fungi; Ascomycota; Sordariomycetes; Hypocreales; Hypocreaceae. Gene Ontology annotation, molecular function: DNA binding. The record is from RefSeq and is a predicted model, not a curated record.
AUGGCCACCAUAAAUUUUGACCAGUAUUUUUCCUACGAAGCCCGCCUAGCCUCCUUUCAGAGGACGACCAAGAAGCGCGGAUCGGCUACCGGCGGACGAGGAGCAGCCAAGGCACUCAACUGGCCUCACAAACAGAUUUCGGCCACUAGCCUUGCCAGAGCCGGAUUUGUAUUCAGCCCUAGCCCCGACAGCCCCGACAAUACGAUAUGCUUCUUGUGCGAAAAGGGAUUGGAUGGAUGGGAAGCUGGCGACGACCCGGUCUACGAGCAUGUCAAACAUGCGCCCCACUGCGGUUGGGCAUUGGUUGCUGCCAUUGAGGCCGAUAUUGGAGAUUACGCAAGAGAAGACCCCAACGAUCCCGAAAUGGUCGAAGCGCGCAAGGCGACUUUUGCCGGCAGAUGGCCCCAUGAGAAUAAAAGGGGCUGGAAAUGCAAGACUAAGCAGCUAGUAGAAGCUGGGUGGAAGUAUACGCCAACUGGGGAGUCGGAUGACAUGGCUACGUGUGCAUACUGUCAGCUGGCACUCGAUGGAUGGGAACAAGGCGACAAGCCUUUAGAUGAGCACUACAACCGGUCUCCUGACUGUCCUUUUUUCUCCCUAGUUAGCCAGUAUAAAGCUCUAGGGAAGGCAUCUAACCGUGGAAGGGCAUCACGCAACUCAUCUGUAUCUGCCCAGUCACGUGGGGCAGCAGCCACCGAUAUCUCAAAUCCUUCUGAUAUGAGUGCUGGGUUCGACGAUAGCGUUGCUACAGGUUCAUCUUCGGCCGCACAGCCUGGGGCGAAGAAACCUAGAGCAAAGAGGGGGACGGGCGCGAAAGCUGGUAGGAAGAAGACCAAAAAGGAGGAGCCAUCUGAAUUGCUUGAUGAAAGCAGCCAAAUGGAAGAAGACACGCAACCGCCGAAACUUAGGCGAGGCAAAAAGAGGUCGAGUGAUGCUAUAGAGGAAUCGACAAUGAGCUUGAUGGGUGGGCCUACACUGAAAAAGAGAGCGUCGCAGCUUUCUGUCGACGACACCAUUGACAACAUUGCAGCCCAUGAAGAUGACUCCGAAAUGACCGAUGUUUCCAGUGUUUCCUACAAGAAGAAUGGAGCACCAUCAUCUAGAUCAAGGCCGGGUCGCAAACGCACUUCGAAGCUGAAUUCACACGCUUCUAUGGCAUCCUUACGGGCCCCUGGUGGCUUUCUAAAUGAUGAUGAGAUUGAACGCCGAUUGGAGGCUGAUCUAGAAUACCACUUCACCGAUGACGAGGAGAUUGCAUACGAUUCUGACUCGACGCGGAAUAUGGCUAAAGCAAGCAGAACAGUAACUGACUCGGAAGCCGAAACUACUCAAAUCGCAAAGCCAAAGUCGCCUGAGCAUGCCAUGUUGGAAACGGCCGUGCCUGAACCCAAUGAGAUUGAGGUUGAAGAUGAGCUUCAAGCUCUACAAGCGGAGAUGGAAGUUAAAGAAUCAGCACCUAAGAGAGGCCGUAAAGCUGGCGUACAAAAGACACUUAAGCAGCUCAAAUUUAAGAAGGUUGAGGCUGAAUCUGAAUUUUCGGAGUCACAGAAAGAAGAAGAAAGAGUGGCAUCGGCUGAUGUCAGUGUGAGCAGCACUAGGAGUGUUCUGAAGAUACCAAACUUGCCACCUCCUGCUGGAAAACGUGGACGUGGGCGCCCGAGGGCAUCACUUACAUCUCAAGAUGAAUCUAUCGUUGAGACUGACGAGUCGGCACAACAGCCGAUUAAGCGUGGGCGAGGCCGGCCGUCGAGAGAAUCAUUGGCGUCUUUAUUAUCCGCUGAGUCUGGGGAUACCCAUAUAGCUAAAGCUUCCGUGAAGCGAGGCCGCGGUAGACCUUCAAAUGAGUCUCCAGACUCGACAGGGGCAGAUGAAGACAGCGAGGCUGCCUCUGCUCUAGCCCCAAAACGCAGAGGACGACCAUCUAAAGCUUCCUCUACAUCGCAGAAUGCCCAUGAUUAUACAGCUGUUGGGAGAAGCAAAGAUGCUUAUGCACCUGUGAAACGUGGCCGUGGAAGACCGGCUAAGAAAAUGGUCGACAUUACGUCCACAGAACAGACUGAAACAGAGGUUGACGAGGAGUUUGUCGAAGCUCCUGAGCCAUCAGAAGCACUCCCCCGGCCUCCUAAACAAUCACCUUUGCGGGCCAUUUUCUCGCCCAAGGAAGAUGCUCUAUCUCUGGCUCCACUGCCAGGUACUCCGUCCAAGCUUCUGUCUCCUGUACCUUCGGCUAGACAGCCAGUACUGUCACCAUCACAAUCUCCCCAAUCAUCAGAUGCAGAGAACCAGCCUCCUGUGUCUCGUGCCCCCGCUGCUGGCGAUGCAAAGCGUAUUAUAUUGGCACCUGUGGCAGCAACGCCAAUUCAGGGAUCGCCUUCGAAGCGUAACGUUAUGACCGGGCUUCGAAGCACAACACAAUGGGCCUCUGCGAGCUUAGAAGCCAUCUUUGGCUCACCACUUGGCACUCCAGGAAAGGAGAAUGAUGUGGAUAGAUUUUUGAAGCGAGGCAACGAGCUGACCAGUCCAGAGCGACAAAUGAGCGUGGAAGAAUGGAUUUACUUUAACGCGGCGGAAGCUGAAAAGAAGCUCAAGUACGAAUGUGAAUCUUUGGUCAACCGAUUUGAAAUGGAAGGCACCAGAGCCAUCAAAGUCUUGGAGGGCUUAGAGGUUGUUGAAGCUGAAAGCUAA